This is a messenger RNA of Monascus purpureus, 729 nucleotides long. NCBI's taxonomy places the organism in Eukaryota, Fungi, Ascomycota, Eurotiomycetes, Eurotiales, Aspergillaceae. The record is from the annotation of a GenBank genome assembly.
AUGCCCCCUGCAGACAUCGACCGUUCUCGACCUGCUCGCUCGUCGCGCACAAAACCCACCAAGGAUGAUUGCGAAGACUGGACCAAGGUCGCAGACCGGACUGAGCGACGACGCAUCCAGAACCGCAUUUCCCAAAGGAAAUACCGCGAGAAGAUGAGACAGCGUCACCGUUCCGAAUCUCAAGAAUCCUCCUCCCCACAGUCCAUCUCAGCGUUAGAGCAACGACUCCUGCAAGCUCCCCUACCGCUGUCGGGCAGUGUGAGCCCGGCAUCCUCAGCAAUCGGUGUUUCCCCCUCAGAACGCGACAUUCUCGCACCCCGACGGUCAGUCGACGCGUACGACGGCGAACCGGAGAUCUUCACCCAACCGCUCUACGACUGUUACGAGACUGCCUUCCCUCCCGUGCCCGCAACACCCUCGUUCCUCUUCCCCUGGUCGGAACACAUCGACCCUGACCUCGCGGGAACCAGGGCUGGUUCCAGUGCGGGCAUGCACUCCACAUCCGCCGGUACCCCCCACGCCAACACGCUCUGCUUCGAGCCGCAACACUGGCAACAACCCCCCUCACCGUACAUGUCCGGGUACUACGACGCACAGGACUUAACGUGGCCGUCGCAGCCGCUUUUCGCCGAUCUGGGCGACAAACGCUCGGACCCCGGGGAGUUCAUCCUCCCGAUGAGUUCGAGUCCGUACCCGCCAGAAGGCGUUUCGCUGGCAUGGAAGGUUUAA